Spodoptera exigua (beet armyworm) is the source of this 1365-nucleotide messenger RNA. The record is from the annotation of a GenBank genome assembly. NCBI's taxonomy places the organism in Eukaryota, Metazoa, Arthropoda, Insecta, Lepidoptera, Noctuidae.
UAUUUAACCAUGUUAAUUAUAAUAAUGUAAAAGUAAAAUGCAGCUAUAUUCUUAAUACAUGCACAUGGCAACAUUAUUCCUUGUUUCUUGCUGGCUGUCAGGACGUCAGUUUGUUGAGUGAUUGAAAUAGACGUUACAUUGAAAGUUUGAAACUUUGAACUUGAACAAAUAAAACUGAUUUAGCUCGAGGAGUGUGCUUUGUAAUAAUGAAUAUAAAUAAGUGCAGUUGUAAAGAAAACCGUCCACCAACUGCUGGGCGGUCUGGUUGUGGUUGUAAUAUCAGUGGUCCCAAAAUGCCAAUGAACAGUUUCAAAGUGCCAGCUGCCCCUAUUGGUCGACCUCUCGGCAAAGUAAACGAAAACAAAGAGCAUCAGCUGGCGAGUCAAAGUGGCCCAGGUAAAAAUGAAGACAAGAAGAAAUCAUGGUCUCUCUCAGAUUUCGACCUGGGCCGACCUUUGGGUAAAGGCAAAUUUGGUAACGUGUACUUAGCACGUGAAAAAGAGUCUCACUAUGUCGUUGCCCUGAAAGUACUAUUCAAAAGUCAAAUAUUAGAUUCUGAAAUCGAACAUCAAGUGCGGCGAGAAGUUGAAAUACAAUGCAGACUCCGUCACCCGAAUAUACUGCGUAUGUAUGGAUAUUUUCACGACGAAAAACGUAUUUAUUUAAUUUUGGAAUACGCUAAACACGGAUCCAUGUACAAGUUGCUGAAAGAGCGUGAACGUUUUGAUGAGAAAACUGUAGCAAUUUACAUUAGGGAUUUGACUAAAGCUCUUGUAUAUUGUCAUGCUAAGAAAGUCAUUCAUCGCGACAUUAAACCUGAGAACCUACUUAUUGGUCACAACUGGGAGUUGAAGAUAGCUGACUUUGGUUGGUCAGUGCAUUCACCAUCAUCAAGAAGAAUGACCUUGUGUGGUACACUGGACUACUUGUCUCCAGAAAUGAUUGAGGGCAAGCCGCAUAACUAUGCUGUGGAUAUAUGGAGCCUUGGGGUGCUCUGCUAUGAACUCCUUGUUGGUUUACCUCCAUUUGAUGCUAAAGACUCUCAUCAAACAUACAGGAAGAUACGCUACGUGAUUAUCAAGUAUCCAGAUUUUAUAUCGGAGAGAGCUAAAGACUUGAUGGGUAAAUUAUUAGUUAUCAACCCAGAACAAAGACUGCCUUUGAUAAAUGUAUUGCAGCAUCCUUGGAUCACAGAAAAUGCUCCAGAAGGUGCACAACCACCUGCAUUCAACCCUGAACAAAAAUAAUUAUAGAUCUUAUAUUUAAUUCAAAAAUAAUGUACUAUUUAGAUAAAUUUCAACAUUUAUUUUAGCAUAUAACCAAGAUAAUUUCUAAUAAUACAUACAAUUUUAGACCAUGAAUAAU